Molecule: messenger RNA, 429 nt
Organism: Cryptotermes secundus
Lineage: Eukaryota; Metazoa; Arthropoda; Insecta; Blattodea; Kalotermitidae
Product: larval/pupal cuticle protein H1C-like
Exons: 2
Coding region: 1-429 (142 amino acids)
Source: RefSeq, a predicted model, not a curated record
AUGGAAAAAGCUUUUUGGAGACCUAUCUUGUUUAUCGUCCUGGCCGCUUUGGUGGCCGUUGCCAACGCCGGAAUCCUGGGUGCCCCUGCCUUGGGCUACGCUGCCGCCCCUAUAGCCGUGCACGCCCCGGCCAUCGGCACCUCACAACAGAGCACCAUUCGCACCCUGGACGGCAACUCGGCUGUCUCUCACUACUCGAAGGCCGUUGACUCUGCCUUCUCCAGCGUCCGCAAGUACGACACCCGUAUCAGCAAUGACGCUGUUGCUCUGGCUCAUGCAACAUAUGCCGCCCCCGCCAUCGCCGCUCCCCUGGGUCUCACUCACGCUGCCGCCCCCGCCAUCGCCGCUCCAUUGGGUGUCGCUUACUCCGCCGCUCCUGCCGUCGCUCAUCUCACCUUCGACGGACUUGGUGCCCAUUAUGCUUAUUAA